UGCCACCUGUCAGUGUCCAUCGGUGCCAGCUAUCAGUGCUCAUCCAUGCCACCUGCCAGUGCCUACCAGUGCACAUAUCAGUGCCCAUCUGAGCUGACUUUCAGUGUUACCCAUCAGUGCCACAUAUCAAUGUCAAUCAGUGCCACCUAUCAGUGCUGCCAAUCAGUGCCAGUCAGUGCCGCCUAUCAGUGUGCAUCAGUGCCGCCUAUCAGAGCCCUUCGGUGCUGCCUCUCAGUGCCACCUAACAGUGCCAGUCAGUGCCACCUAACAGUGUCAGUCAGUGCUGCCUAUCAG
Messenger RNA from Staurois parvus, 294 nucleotides. NCBI's taxonomy places the organism in Eukaryota, Metazoa, Chordata, Amphibia, Anura, Ranidae. The record is from the annotation of a GenBank genome assembly.